Nylanderia fulva is the source of this 708-nucleotide messenger RNA. The record is from RefSeq and is a predicted model, not a curated record. Lineage: Eukaryota; Metazoa; Arthropoda; Insecta; Hymenoptera; Formicidae.
AUGAUAAUUCUCCAACUUCGAGUCUCCCUCCGCACGGUUUCUUCGCCAUUCGUCCUCAGCGACCGCGACGAAAAGGAAGAAUUCAAGGUCAGCGUGUUCUUCUUGCACCGCUUGCAACCCGCUUGCACUCGCUCCACCUCGCAUUAUGCAUGUACGCGAGUCUUAGCCGAGCGCGGUAAAACGCGGAAGAUUCACGAACUGUCGGAGGAGAUCUCGUCGUCGGCGAACGAUCGGGCUUCCAUCGGUAAACGGGACGCGGUGUGCAUCUCUCCUCAUCCGGGGAUAUCAUCGACGGCGAGUCACGAACGAGUUGCGCGCGAGAUCGGGAACCGAAAUGAUAAAGACGCCAUUUCCAAAGGAGCUCUCCUAUUGGCUAUCGACCGCAUCGAAGCGAAGCCAGCGAAAGAGAGGGGGCGCUCGUGUGCGCGCGGCUUAAGGGUGUCCGAUGGCGUUCGGAGCGCGCACGUCUCCGCGGCCAUUUCCGGUACUCCGUCGCGCGGACAAGACGCUCCGCGAGUGUUCCCUUGCGUUGGUGUUCGGCGAUUUUUUUUCCGCCUCGGAGAUUCGCGUGUGUCGGCGUGCGACGUCUCGGACUGCAUCGUCGUCGCGCGCGAACAUGCGGGCGUAGGCCUGGAUGUGAUGCACGAGCGGGUUUGCGGACGUGUCGCGCGACAAGUCCGGGGGCACGGUGAGUGUAAAUAGCGCGUA